AUGGUUUCAAUUACCCAGCUCACUGGUACUAUCCAAACGAAGUCAACGGGACUCAACCAGCAGGUUCUAGACAAGCUAAAAGUGGAACGCGAGCGGGGUAUUACUGGUAGUAUGAUACACACCGUUCAUGGGAAACAGCACUUGCUCAAUCUCAUUGACACCCCUGGACAUGUUGACUUUGCUUGGGAGGUUUCACGAUCCUUGGCUGCGUGUCAAGGCGCUCUGCUACUGGUAGACUCCUCGCAAGGCGUUCAGGCGCAGUCGAUUUCUGUCUUUCACAUCGCCAAGGAACGAGGAUUGAAGAUCAUCCCUGUCUUGACCAAGAUAGACUUGCCCGCAUCACAGCCAGAACGAAUGGCCGCUCAACUCCAGUCAACUUUUGGCAUUGACCCGAGCGAAAUUCUCCAUAUAUCUGCAAAAACUGGCCAAGGAGUAGAAGCAGUUCUAAGAGCUAUCGUGGAACGCAUACCACCUCCUUCUGGCAACAUAAACUCCCCUCUCAAGGCUUUUAUGUUUGACUCACUAUAUGAUCGCUACAGGGGUGUCAUUUCUCUCGUCAGCGUACAGGAUGGUAUCAUUCAAAAAGGGGAUAGGAUUGCGUCUUGUCAUACCCGAAAGAAAUAUGAGAUCACUGAAGUCGGCGUGAUGCAUCCUGAAGAGGUGCCAACAUCGAGUCUACAGCCUGGACAAGUUGGCUACAUAGCGUGCAACAUGAAAGAAUCCUCUGAAGCUCAUAUCGGAGACACGCUCCAUCGCGUCGGUGUGCUUGUUGAACCUAUGCCUGGAUUCCAGCCAUCUAAGGCUAUGGUCUAUGCCGGUGUGUUCCCAGUGGAUAGCAAUGACUUCAUCAAGCUCGAGGAAUCUAUCAAGAGGCUUACCCUGACGGACAGGAGCGUGACUAUCCAACGCGAGUCCUCUACCGCAUUGGGGCAAGGGUGUCGCCUUGGCUUCCUUGGGACAUUACACAUGGAUGUUUUUCGACAGCGUCUUGAAGAUGAAUAUGACGCAAACAUAAUAAUAACUGCUCCAACUGUCCCAUAUAAAGUCGUAUACAAGGACAAAACGAUUAUGAUCAGCAAUCCUACGGAGUUCCCAGACACAUCAGACACAUCUAGCAAAGUGAAACAAGUGCAAGAACCUGUCGUAAACGCGACUAUCAUUGUGCCUGAAGAGUACAUGGGGGAGAUGAUGAACCUUUGCUUUGCGCACCGUGCCGAGAACCUUGACCACCGUUACCUGGAUUCGGGAAGCACGUCAGAAGCGUCUGCGCGAACCAUCUUGACGUGCACAUUGCCCCUCAGUGAAAUUGUCACAGAUUUCUUUGAUCAACUGAAGAGCCGGAGCUCAGGCUAUGCCAGUUUUGACUAUGAAGAUGGCGGGUACAAAGCUAGCGACCUCGCGAAGAUGGUCUUCCUCCUCAAUGGGAAACCAGUGGAUGCACUCGCUCUUAUAGUCCAUCGAUCGGCUCAACAUGAAGUUGGCAGAAUGUGGGUCAAGAAGCUUCAUAAGGUGAUCCCUCGUCAACUGUUCGAAGUUCCCAUACAGGCUGCAAUUGGCAAGAAAAUUAUUGCUCGCGAGACCUUAUCAGCAAUGCGUGCAGAUGUCACCGCUGGGCUCUAUGGAGGUCACUACGAGCGCAAAAUGAAACAUUUGGAAAAUCAAAAGGAGAGCAAGCGGAAGAUGAAGCGCAUUGGAUCUGUUGACCUCCCCCAAGAAGCUUUCUUCGAUAUAUUAAGCACCAAGAACAAGUGA
This is a messenger RNA of Suillus clintonianus, 1752 nucleotides long. RefSeq names its product GTP-binding protein lepa C-terminus-domain-containing protein. Gene Ontology annotation, cellular component: mitochondrion. Gene Ontology annotation, biological process: positive regulation of translation. The record is from RefSeq and is a predicted model, not a curated record. The coding region runs from base 1 to 1752 and encodes 583 amino acids. Gene Ontology annotation, molecular function: GTP binding; GTPase activity; mitochondrial ribosome binding. Lineage: Eukaryota; Fungi; Basidiomycota; Agaricomycetes; Boletales; Suillaceae. The transcript is spliced from 15 exons.